AUGCGAUCGCUACCACGGUCAUUGUGCUUACCCGUGUUAUCUAAAGAGUUUUCGAUACUUGAGAUGAAACAAAAGAAUGCGAGAUCGCCAGUGUUUCAGAGAUAUACGAAGCGGGCAAAGACUUGGGACAGCAGAGAACUCUGCCAGCUUCUGUCAGAUUCUGACGGUUGGGACGAUUUGGAAGAGUUUGCCGAGCAAGUAGAUAAGGGUUUACCAGCUUUUAGUGCGCCUGCUGUCUCUGUAGAGUGCGAUGAUGAUGAUGAUAUGAAGAUUUUGUUCGAGAAGCCCGCCAAUAACCAGCACCCGCAAAUUUUGGCGUCCAACAAUAGUAGCAGAUAUCAAUUAGAUCAGUAUCUGCGGCAUGACUCGCUGCGCAGCACCACACGAUCUAUAGAACGCAAUCUACUCCCGCCUUCCCGUCCAUCAAAAUCGCUCUUUGCUGGUAACUGUCCGAAAAUGCCACAAGCGCCCGGCAUUCAGAAGGCUAUAACCGUAACAGCUCCUAUUGCUGAUGUCAGGAGGUUCUCGACCAUAUCUCCAGUCAGGAGUAAAAGCACUGAAAAGCUGAAUCUCGCCGCAUUAGCCAAAGAAUGGGAAAACGCCCCACAAACAUUUGAUAACGAAGUGAUUAAGACUUUGAGCCGAUCACCAUCAUUUGAAGAACCAGAAUUCUCUUCAUCCGAACCUCCAACCCAGGAAGAUUUAGGAUGCGAUACAUCUGUGCCGACUCGUCCUUCAAAGAGAUCCAGAAACCAUGAACUCGUAUUUUUAACGCAAAAAGCAGAUAGGGAAGGAUCAGAGGAAGUUGCUUCAAAAGCUAACAGCAAUCUCACCAGAAAGUUGGUCCAGGGUGUGGUGUUAAGUGAGGAACAAGAGUCCGUGAUAGAGUUGGCGAAGCAGGGCCGCAACCUCUUCUACACUGGGAGUGCAGGGACAGGGAAAUCCGUCCUUUUAAGAGUAUUGAUUAAAACACUGAGACGAAAGUAUGGCGCUGGUAGUGUUGCUGUGACGGCCUCUACAGGCUUGGCUGCGUGCAACAUUGGUGGUAUAACGGUACACUCUUUUGCUGGCAUUGGGCUCGCAAAUGGUGACAAGAAAAGCCUCCUGAAGAAGGUUAAAAGGUCAAAGAAGCAUUGCGUGCGCUGGGCUACAGUAUCUGCCCUUGUAAUCGAUGAAGUUUCCAUGAUCGAUGGGGACUUGUUAGAUAAGUUGGACUACAUUGCUAAAACGCUCCGUAAGAGCCAGGCGCCGUUUGGUGGGAUGCAGAUCAUCCUCUCUGGAGAUUUCUUUCAACUACCGCCAGUUAACAAGAACAACAAUGCUAAAACGAAAUUUGCCUUUCACGCUGAGGCGUGGAGAGAAGCAAUUGAUGCCACCAUCAUGCUUCAGAAGGUAUUCAGACAACAAGGUGAUAGCGAAUUUGUGCGGAUGUUAAACGAAAUGAGAAUGGGAACCAUCUCUCCAGAAACCGAGAUAGAAUUCAAAAAGCUAUCUCGUCCAUUGCCACCAGACGACAUUAUCCCAGCAGAACUCUACAGCACGAGAAAUGAAGUAGAAAGAGCAAACAUAUCCAGAUUAAAUGGGCUCCAGGGGAGCUGUCAUACAUAUAAUGCUAUUGAUGGCGGAGACAUGAAGGACGAGGAGCAGAAGCAGAAGUUGCUGUCCAACUUCUUAGCUCCAAAGGAACUCAAGCUAAAAGUAGGGGCUCAGGUAAUGAUGAUAAAAAAUAUUGACGAAACAUUGGUAAAUGGCUCCCUUGGUAAGAUCAUUGAUUUUAUCGAUCAGAGGACAUACAUGUUUUAUGAGACAGUGAAAAGCGAUCCAACCAUAGAUGCUGCGACCUUAAUGGCUAUGCUUGAGGGAAAAGUCCGAAUGGAUGAAAUUAAUGACGAAGAUGAAAUUACGCAAAAGGUCAUAAGGAAAAAGUCUAUGAAAGAGGCGUUUUGCAAACCUCAGAGCCAGGUUCCGCAUGACAAGCUCGAUGAGAGCAUAUUUGACUUUUUAAUGGUUGACACGAAUACCCUAGACCAGAGUCAACGAACGAACAUCGAAAGAAAAAAAGCACUUUUGGAGGAAAUUCGCUCAAGCUCAACUGGGCGCAAACUGCCCUUCGUGAGAUUCUUGACACCAGAUGGCACGUCGAGGCUUGUUCUAGUCCAGCCCGAGGAUUGGGCAAUCGAAGAUGAGAAUCAAAAACCUCUUGUGAGUAGAAUUCAAUUGCCCUUGAUGUUGGCUUGGGCCCUUUCUAUUCACAAGUCUCAGGGCCAGACCCUGCCCAAAGUGAAAGUGGACCUUAGAAGAAUAUUCGAGAAGGGACAAGCGUAUGUUGCACUUUCUAGAGCAGUUUCUAGAGAAGGAUUGCAAGUGUUGAACUUCAAUAAGACAAAAGUACAGGCCCACGAGAGCGUCAUGGACUUCUACCAGACCUUGACAUCAGCUUAUGAGGCCAAGAAGCGAUUUGUUGAUACUAAAUCUAAAGAUCCAACUCGCUCAUCGUCACCUCAAGCGGCUAGGAGGUCAAAUACAAGGGCUCUGGAAGAACAGCAGGACCGAAUAACCACGAUGCUGAUGAGCAAAAUGAAGAAAAGCCAAAAUGAAGCUGCAUUAGAGGGCAUUGAUGUGGCUCGAGAUGCAAAGGUAAAGCUCGAGUAUUUCAGCUAA
This is a messenger RNA of Lachancea dasiensis, 2661 nucleotides long. NCBI's taxonomy places the organism in Eukaryota, Fungi, Ascomycota, Saccharomycetes, Saccharomycetales, Saccharomycetaceae. The record is from the annotation of a GenBank genome assembly.